Molecule: messenger RNA, 435 nt
Organism: Rhizophagus irregularis DAOM 181602=DAOM 197198
Lineage: Eukaryota; Fungi; Glomeromycota; Glomeromycetes; Glomerales; Glomeraceae
Source: RefSeq, a predicted model, not a curated record
AUGAAAAAUAUUGCCGGACUUUUGGAAUUGAAAGUUGCCAGACGAAAACAUUGCCAGAUCUUUGGAAUUGAAGGUUGCCAGACAAAAAACAUUGCCGGACUUUUGGAAUUAAGCCAGACAAAAAAUAUGAUCAGAUUUUUGGAAUUGAGAGUUGUUUCUUUUCUAAGCAGAUCCAAGGCAUUGGAAAGUUUGGCUGGAACCUGGAAUUUUUUAGACGUUUCUGGAUCAUUGAUUUCGUUGAAGUAUUCAAAUUCGACGGCUGGUGCUUUGGAACAUUUGGAUGCAUGUGAAUCGAUAGUGAUAUUGGAAUUCGAUGUGUAUAAGAGACAGAAAGUUGCCGGACGAAAAACAUUGCCGGACUUUGGAAUUAAGCCAGACGAAAAAUAUGAUCGGAUUUUUGGAAUUGAGACUAAUUUGAAUCUCGAUAAAAAAUAG